AACCCCUACACCGCAGCUCAAAUCUUAACUUUGCAGCACCAACUCAACAAAUGCCUCGGACCAGAAUUCGUGACGCAGCGUCCCGGCGCAGGCGGACAGAAGGUCAGUUAUGUGGAGAGUUUCAAGGCGAUUCAGCUCGCGAAUGAGAUUUUUGGGUUUAAUGGGUGGAGUUCGUCGAUUAGGGCUAUUCAUCAGGAUUUUGCUCACGAGAUCAACGGCCGCUGGUCCAUGGGCAUCUCCGUAACCAUGCGCGUUACCCUCCAAGACGGCACAUACCACGAAGACAUUGGCUACGGCUCCAUCGAAAACACAAAAGGCCUGGCCGGCGCUUACGAAAAAUGCAAGAAAGAGGGCACGACGGAUGGGCUGAAAAGGUGUCUUCGGAACUUUGGGAAUGUGUUGGGGAACUGCGUGUACGACAAGGAAUAUUUGGCGAGGUUGAAGAGGGUUAAGGAGAACCCGGUG
This is a messenger RNA of Saitoella complicata NRRL Y-17804, 465 nucleotides long. RefSeq names its product Rad52/22 double-strand break repair protein. Gene Ontology annotation, cellular component: nucleus. NCBI's taxonomy places the organism in Eukaryota, Fungi, Ascomycota, Saitoellomycetes, Saitoellales, Saitoellaceae. The annotation marks the transcript as partial. The record is from RefSeq and is a predicted model, not a curated record. The transcript has 2 exons. Gene Ontology annotation, biological process: mitotic recombination; double-strand break repair via single-strand annealing; double-strand break repair via homologous recombination.